Thalassophryne amazonica is the source of this 2125-nucleotide messenger RNA. Its product is annotated as kelch repeat and BTB domain-containing protein 12-like. Gene Ontology annotation, molecular function: protein binding. The coding region runs from base 1 to 1848 and encodes 615 amino acids. The transcript is spliced from 9 exons. Lineage: Eukaryota; Metazoa; Chordata; Actinopteri; Batrachoidiformes; Batrachoididae. The record is from RefSeq and is a predicted model, not a curated record.
AUGGAUGCUGUGGUGGUGGACUCAGCACGGGGAGAGCAUGGUUCGACUCUUCUCAGACAGCUGGAGAGGAUGAGAGCAGCUCAGGAUCUCACUGACGUGGUGCUGGUGGCAGAAGGCAUUACCUUCCCUUGCCACAAGGUGGUGCUCUCUGCUUUCAGUCCUUACUUCCAGGCCAUGUUUACAUGUGGUCUGAAGGAGACCAGAGGAGGUGAGGUUCCUCUUGUAGAUAUUCCAGCCCAAAUCCUGGAGCUGCUGCUGGGCUAUAUGUACCGUGCAGAACUUCCUCUAAACAACAACAAUAUUCAGAGAGUGGCUGCUGCUGCAUUCUUGCUCCACAUUGAUGGAGCCUUCAGGUUGUGCCAAAGCCAUAUGGAGACCCGAAUGGACCCUGCAAACUGUGUUGGACUGUACCACUGGGCCAAAGAUCUGGGAGCCACUACCCUGGCUGAGGGUGCCUACAGAUUCCUCUGCCAAAAUUUUACACAGGUUUCUGAAGAAGAGGAAGUUCUAGGACUAGAUGCCCAAAGUCUUGGGGAUCUUCUGGCUUCAGAUGACCUCAACAUAACCCGGGAGGAGACUGUGCUGGAGUUGGUGCUGCGUUGGGUUGAAAGGCGGAGGGGGGAUUUGCAGAGCGAAGCCCUGGCUGUGGAUUUACUGAGGCGUGUCCGACUGGAGCUUGUGGAGCCAGGAUUCCUCCGCAUAGCACGGAGGCGAAACCCAGUAUUGCUACGGGAUGCUGAAUGCUUUGGGAUGAUUGAUGCUGCUCUCCAGACCUCAGCUCUUUGUGAGACGUCAGCUCCGCCUCGGCCGGCCCUUCGAUACGGCAUGCAGACCACAGACCUGCUGCUCUGCUUGGGUGGAGUAAAUGAGGCUGGAGUGCCUGCUCGCCGUGGGGGGCUUGCUGACCUUAGCUUUUGCUUUGCCCCACAAGGCAGAAGAACUUUCUACAUUCGAUCUCCACUGAGGGGCUCUAGAGGCUUAGGUCAGAUCACAGCAGGAGCAGUGACGCGAGACAACUGCAUAGUGGUGGCCAUUGAGGUUGAAGACCAACAUAGGACAAAGAGGGUGGAUAUAUACAGGUAUGAUAAUUCAGAGGAGAACUACUGGGUAGGACUGUGCUCAGCAUCAUACAGGGACAUGUAUGCGUUUGGGCAGCUUGGCGAUGCCCUGUAUGUGAUUGGUGGCCAGAAGAAAGUGCGUAAUCACUACAUCAUCACUGACAGUGUGGAGAGAUGGCCGCUCAAGACAGGAGGCAGCUGGCUAAGUUCUGCCUCUUUGCCUCUCCCUUUAGCUUGCCACAGUUUCAUCAGCCUGAAGGACCAUCUCUAUGUGUUAGGUGGCUGGACACCACAGGACCAGCCAGAUGAUGAACCAGACAGGUUGAGCAACCGUGUGUUUCAGUUUGAUCCAGGUAAGGACAGGUGGACAGAAUGUGCCAAGAUGAAGUACUCCAGGUACCGCUGUGGCUCAGCUGUCCUCAAUGGCGAGAUCUACGUAAUGGGUGGUAUAGGAUGUGAUGGAGCAGAUCAUGGACAGUCACGUCGCAGUCUAAGCUCUGUAGAGAUUUAUAACACAGAUACAGACACCUGGAGGCCAGGACCGACCCUCCCCAUGACCCCGCUGUCUCUCCGAACCAACACUACCAAUGUAGGAGUAGUUGAGGGCAAGCUCUACCUUUGUGGAUACUAUAAGGGUGCUGGCCGUCAUGAGAGCAUCACAAAGGAGAUUUUUGAAUUGGAUCCUGCAGACAAUGUGUGGACAGUGGUGGAAAGGCGAGCAGCUAUGCAUGACAGCUACGAUGUGUGUCUGGUGGCCAACCUCAACCCUCGAGACCUUUUCACACCUUAAUUCGACGCCUGACUCUGAGCAAUAAUGAUGUGUGGAACAAAUUUCUCUCCACUGGAUACCUGUUUGGUUACUGUUGCUUUUACAGAACAAAAAAGAAAAUGGCUAUCACAUCUGUAAAGAUUUGCACUUUCUACCAGAACACUCAUUCAGUUCCCAUCUUGAUGAUGAGAUGAGCUGAGAUGAUCUUGAGUCCAGACAAGGACCAACUGGUAGCAGUGGGGUGGCGGAGGGAGCAUCAGGCAGGGAACUGAAAAAACUGCAAGAGAUUAGGGAGACA